Oryzias latipes (Japanese medaka) is the source of this 2529-nucleotide messenger RNA. It is a transcript of the gene clk2a, whose product is annotated as CDC-like kinase 2a. Gene Ontology annotation, cellular component: nucleus. Gene Ontology annotation, biological process: peptidyl-tyrosine phosphorylation; regulation of RNA splicing. Gene Ontology annotation, molecular function: protein tyrosine kinase activity; ATP binding; protein serine/threonine kinase activity. The record is from RefSeq and is a predicted model, not a curated record. Lineage: Eukaryota; Metazoa; Chordata; Actinopteri; Beloniformes; Adrianichthyidae.
GACGUCCUCGCGCGCGGAGGCGGGGCCAGCGGCAGCAAUUUGAAGCAGAAGCUGCGCUGCCUGCCGCGGGCCUCAGGCGGACGACACCAACCGAGCACCAGGCUAGCAAGAAUUUUGCCGAGAAAUAUUAUCGCCACCACGGAUUUCUUAUGGGAUAAACGCACAGGCCUCGCUGCUAAAACGAUGCCUUACACAAGACGGUAUUCGUCUUCUGACAGAGACAGUCGGACCAGCUACCCGGACCGCUACCGAGACAGAGGAAGGAGACAAAGGUACAGAAGAUCACCCACCUACUCAUCCAGCAGUGACCGAGAGCGUGACCGAAGAGGGCGGGGACACAGACCCAACGGAAGCUAUGGAAGAACCAGGAGUCGCAGCUAUGACAAUCGCUCAAUGGAGCAUCGACCGUACGACCGAAGAUACUGUGAAGGAUACCGACGACUCGAUCCCAGCCGAGAUCAAGACCGGGACCGGGAGCCCCACGGCACAGCUGAGAGCUUUUAUCCACGAGAAUUCUCCCCCAACUUGUACGACUACCGACGCGGCCGUGAGAAAGAGCGGGAAAGGUCCUACCAGAGGAAAGGCAGCAGGCGUAAGCACAAACGAAGGCGGCGUAAAACCAGGUCCUAUAGCCAAUCCUCCUCGAGGAGCAACAGCCGGACGCGGGCACUGAGUGUGAGGGACGACGAGGAAGGGCACCUGAUCUGUCGGAGUGGGGACGUCCUGCAAGAGAGAUAUGAGAUCGUCGGCACUUUGGGGGAGGGCACCUUUGGGAGGGUGAUGAAAUGCAUCGACCAUCGAAGGGGAGGAGUCAGCGUCGCUCUGAAAAUCAUCAAGAAUGUGGAGAAAUACAAGGAAGCUGCUCGUCUGGAGAUCAACGUGUUGGAGAAGAUCAACGAGAAAGAUCCUGAUAACAAAUUCUUAUGUGUACAGAUGUAUGACUGGUUCGACUAUCACGGUCACAUGUGUCUGUCCUUCGAGCUGCUGGCUCUCAGCACAUUUGACUUUCUGAAGGAGAACAACUACCUGCCCUAUUCCAUCGGUCAGGUCAGACACAUGGCCUACCAGAUCUGCCUCGCUGUGAAGUUUCUGCAUGACAGUAAGCUGACGCACACAGACCUGAAGCCUGAGAACAUCCUGUUUGUGAAUUCUGACUUCACCAUGUCUUACAAUGUGGAGAAGAAACGGGAAGAGCGCACCGUGAAAAAUACCUCGGUACGAGUGGUGGACUUUGGGAGCGCCACAUUUGACCACGAGCACCACAGCACCAUCGUGUCGACGCGGCAUUACCGAGCUCCUGAAGUCAUUCUAGAGCUGGGUUGGAGUCACCCCUGUGACGUGUGGAGCAUCGGCUGCAUCCUCUUCGAGUACUACUUAGGCUUCACUCUGUUUCAGACUCACGAUAACCGCGAGCAUUUGGCCAUGAUGGAAAGAAUUCUGGGCCCGGUUCCCUCCAGGAUGAUCCGCAAGACUCGGAAGCAGAAGUAUUUCUACCGCGGUCGCCUGGAUUGGGAUGAGAGCUCCUCUGCAGGAAAAUAUGUCCGAGAAAACUGCAAACCCUUACGGGUGAGUGAACGUUAUCUGCUGUCGGAGGCGGAGGAGCACCACCAGCUGUUCGACCUGAUAGAAAGCAUGUUGGAGUACGAGCCGGCCAGGAGGCUGACGCUGGCCGACUCCCUCAAACACCCCUUCUUCGAGAACGGGGGCGCCAGCGAUGCUGCCGGCAGCAAGAACUGGGAUAGCAACCGGGACAUCAGCCGGUGACCCUCCGGCCUGCAGAGACUCGACCGAGGAGAUGGAGUCCUUCCCACGUAAAAGCGGAGCCUCAAAAGAAGUCGGUGUUGGCGGCGUGGACGUUCUCCAUCUGCUCCCUUUGCUUCUGCGGCCAAACUCUGCCCCCAAACUCUGAAAUCAACACCGGUAAUAUCCGACUCGUUGGCUGAAGCCGGCCUCCGUGCAGCUCCCGUCUUCCUUUGGACCUUCCAGAACCUUCGUCCUCGCCGCGUGAGAGCUCCCAUCAGCGCGAAGAAGAAACGUCUUCCAUUUCUGACGUCUGAGGAAGAUCCAUCGUUCACAAAACAUGAACGUUUUUAAAAGGACGACACCCCCCCCACCUUGCUCACUUGGUCCCGUGUGCCGGUGAGCUGAUUGGCUCUCUGCCCGCAGGAGCCCGCCGUGCUGAUGGAUAUUUGUUAAACUGUUUUUUUUGUUUUGUUUCCUAAAUGUGUGUAUCUGCGCAUGGAGAGGUGAGGGGCUGCGUUCUGGUGGUCUGUUCUUCUUCUCACAUCAUUUAACCUCUUCCUCGUUUCGGUGACCCCACAGCUCCCCCUGCUGGUAUUUAUUAUUAUUUUUCCUUCUCGUUUAGGUCACGGUGCCCUGUUCUCAUUCUGUACAUUAUUUUUGUUGGGUUUUUUUUGUAUGAGAUUCUGAGCGUAUAGAAUUGUAUAUAUGUACCAUUGUGUAGAAUUAAAGUCUUGCCUAAAGGCCGCCGGAGCUGCUGGUGGCGCUUUGGGUCUUUGCUCCUGAAAA